This is a messenger RNA of Lathyrus sativus (Indian pea), 2664 nucleotides long. NCBI's taxonomy places the organism in Eukaryota, Viridiplantae, Streptophyta, Magnoliopsida, Fabales, Fabaceae. The record is from the annotation of a GenBank genome assembly.
AUGGCUCAGCAACUCGCCAAGAAGGACGAUGACCGCGACGAUGAAGCUGACUACUCCCCUUUCACGGGAAUUGAAAAGGGGGCAGUUCUUCAGGAGGCACGGGUUUUUAAUGAUCCACAGCUAGAUGCUAGGAGAUGUUCACAGGUUAUCACAAAGCUUCUUUACCUACUGAAUCAGGGAGAGACAUUUACAAAGACCGAAGCCACAGAAGUUUUCUUUGCUGUGACUAAGCUUUUCCAGUCUAGAGAUAUGGGAUUGAGGAGAAUGGUCUACCUGAUGAUAAAGGAGAUCUCUCCCUCUGCCGAUGAGGUUAUUAUUGUCACAAGCUCUCUUAUGAAGGACAUGAAUAGCAAGAUUGAUAUGUAUAAGGCAAAUGCCAUUCGAGUGCUUUGUCGUAUUACAGACGGAACCCUUCUAACCCAAAUUGAGCGGUAUAUAAAACAAGCAAUUGUAGAUAAGAAUCCAGUUGUUGCAAGUGCUGCCUUAGUUAGUGGCAUUCAUCUACUCCAGACGAAUCCUGAAAUUGUAAAAAGGUGGAGUAAUGAGGUUCAGGAAGCUGUUCAAUCAAGAGCAGCUCUUGUACAGUUUCAUGCACUGGGUUUGCUACACCAGAUACGACAGAAUGACCGGCUAGCUGUUAGCAAGCUCGUUAGCAGCUUGACAAGGGGAACUGUUCGCUCACCUUUAGCUCAGUGCCUGUUGAUUCGCUACACAAGUCAGGUUAUCCAUGAAUCAGGAAAUAAUACACAGUCAGGGGACCGCCCCUUCUAUGAUUAUCUUGAGAGUUGUCUUCGUCACAAAUCAGAGAUGGUGAUUUUUGAAGCUGCCAGGGCUAUUACAGAGCUCAAUGGUGUAACAAGCCGAGAACUAACUCCAGCAAUUACUGUCCUUCAGUUAUUCUUAAGUUCUUCUAAGCCAGUUUUAAGAUUUGCUGCUGUCCGCACCUUGAACAAGGUGGCAAUGAUACACCCAACAUCAGUCACUAACUGCAACAUUGACAUGGAAAGUUUAAUCUCUGACCAGAAUAGAAGCAUUGCCACACUUGCUAUUACUACACUUUUGAAGACAGGAAAUGAAUCAAGCGUGGACCGUCUUAUGAAACAAAUUACAAAUUUCAUGUCUGAUAUUGCCGAUGAGUUCAAAAUUGUUGUUGUUGAAGCAAUAAGAUCAUUGUGCCAGAAGUUCCCGUUAAAAUAUAGAUCUCUGAUGAACUUCCUGAGUAACAUUCUUAGGGAAGAGGGUGGGUUUGAGUACAAGAAGGCAAUUGUAGAUUCAAUUGUGAUUCUCAUUAGAGAAAUCCCCGAUGCAAAGGAAACUGGGUUGCUCCAUCUCUGUGAGUUCAUUGAAGAUUGCGAAUUCACUUAUCUGUCUACACAGAUACUACACUUCCUAGGAAUUGAAGGGCCAAAAACAUCAGACCCCAGCAAAUAUAUUCGUUUCAUUUAUAAUAGAGUACAUCUUGAGAAUGCAACAGUUAGGGCCGGUGCUGUGAGCACACUGGCAAAGUUUGGUGCUGCAGUCGAUGCAUUAAAGCCGCGCAUAUUUGUUCUGCUGAGGCGAUGUCUUUUUGACAGUGACGAUGAGGUCCGUGAUAGAGCAACCCUUUAUCUAAACACACUUGGAGGUGAUGGUUCUGUUGUUGAGACUGAUAAUGCUGUAAAGGACUUCCUGUUUGGGCCAUUUGAUAUCCCACUUGUCAAUCUGGAGACUAGUUUGAAAAAUUAUGUGCCUUCAGAAGAGGCUUUUGACAUUGACUCUGUGCCCAAGGAAGUCAAAUCUCAGCCACUUGCAGAGAAGAAAGCCGCUGGGAAAAAGCCAACUGGUUUGGGUGCUCCUCCAAGUGCUCCCUCAUCAACUGCUGAUGCAUACCAGAGGAUGCUUUCAUCUAUUCCAGAGUUUGCUAACUUUGGCAGCCUGUUUAAGUCCUCAGCACCUGUGGAGCUCACUGAAGCAGAGACAGAAUAUGCAGUUAAUGUCAUUAAACACAUUUUUGACAGGCAUGUUGUGUUCCAGUACAACUGCACAAACACGAUACCAGAGCAAUUAUUAGAACAUGUUAUCGUAUUUGUGGAUUCUUCAGAGGCAGAUGAAUUCACAGAGGUGUUCUCCAAGCCUCUCAAGUCUCUUCCUUAUGAUUCACCUGGACAGAUUUUUGUGGCAUUUGAGAAGCCCGAGGGCGUGCCAACACUUGGAAAGUUUUCUAAUGUUCUGAAAUUUAUUGUUAAAGAGGUUGACCCAACCACUGGUGAAGCUGAAGAUGAUGGUGUUGAAGAUGAAUAUCAGUUGGAGGAUCUGGAUAUUGUUUCGGCAGAUUACGCGUUGAAAUUAGGGGUAUCUAAUUUCAGGAAUGCAUGGGAAAGCAUGGGCCCUGAUUUCGAACGUGUGGAUGAGUACGGUCUUGGUCCUAGGGAGAGCUUGGCUGAAGCUGUAAAUACCGUCACCAACCUUCUUGGCUUGCAGCCCUGUGAGGGUACCGAGGUUGUUCCACCCAAUUCAAGAUCACACACAUGUUUGUUGUCGGGUGUAUUCAUAGGUAACAUAAAGGUGCUUGUGAGAUUGUCUUUUGGACUUGAUGGUCCAAAGGAUGUUGCGAUGAAAUUGUCUGUCAGAUCCGAGGAUGAAACUGUCAGCGAAGCCAUUCAUGAGAUUGUAGCUAGCGGAUAA